Molecule: messenger RNA, 1071 nt
Organism: Knipowitschia caucasica
Lineage: Eukaryota; Metazoa; Chordata; Actinopteri; Gobiiformes; Gobiidae
Source: the annotation of a GenBank genome assembly
AUGACUAGCCACAAUAACAGCCCCCGGGCACCGACUCACACCCUUCUGGAUGUAGCACAAUACCAUGUACCUACACGCCCACCGACCGCAACCUCCCUUCACUACUACAUAAGCCCCCCCACCGAAAACAGCACCGAAGUCCCCUCGGCUCGCCACCCCCCCCCGACGCACCUCCCUCACUCCCUAGCGCCCUCCGAACCACACCGCCUCGACAGGACCGCAGGCGGCAGGACCUAUCCCCCCGCACCACGGCCACUCCAGGCGCCCACAGCCGAACGAUUCCCCUGUCCUCAGCACGCCUCCCCAUUCCCGCUCACUCGUCAUCUGCCACUCGAUCUCGUCCCAAGGCGAUCCCCCCCCCAGUCCAUCAGCCAAAGACCGAAGUUACUAGCGCCAAACAAAACCCGUAGCCGAUCACCCAUACCGAGAGCUAACGUCGUCACCCCCACGACUCCCAACCCCCUUCUCCUGCGGCUCGCCCGAGCCCGCCCCUUCACCGGCCCUCAACAAAUCGGUCGCCGCCUAUCCGCUUCUCUACAUUCACUCGCGAUGAACCCCAGUCCCCCGGCAGGGCCCACACUAUCCGCCCCAACAGCACGGCGGCACGCGCGUACACUCUCUUUCCUAAUCUAUCCGGGCCCGUCCCUCUCCGCCACCCCCCAAAACCGCCGGGCCGAGCUCGCGACCCCCGAAAACCUGACGAACCGGGGGGGCCACCUACCGAUAAAACCCAUUACCUUUCGUCCUCCACACGAUCCGGGCCAUUCUCAGGAAGGAAAGCUUCGGUCAGGACAUCCGCGAAUCUCUCCCACCUUUCAUGCCACCACCUCCGGCACCACAACUUUUCCGACUAAAGCAAGGCGGGUAAACCUACCCCCAGCCACGUCCGCCUUCUCUCCUACCCCGUCCCCAUCACUACAGCCAUCACAGUCCCUCCCGCCACCGACGGCUAGGGGCAACCACCCAUUCCUGACCACACCACCCGUAGCUCCCACGCCCCGACCCCCGCCUCGACAAGCCGCUCCUCUCCCUCGCCCGCUCCUCACACACCAUUCCUGGACUGACCCAUAA